Mastomys coucha (southern multimammate mouse) is the source of this 699-nucleotide messenger RNA. It is a transcript of the gene CUNH1orf53, whose product is annotated as chromosome unknown C1orf53 homolog. Lineage: Eukaryota; Metazoa; Chordata; Mammalia; Rodentia; Muridae. The record is from RefSeq and is a predicted model, not a curated record. The transcript has 3 exons. Bases 46 to 633 code for a protein of 195 amino acids.
UGCCCACGCCCCACCUUCGACCCCGCCCCCCACCGCGCCGGCGCCAUGGCCGCCCAGGGGAUCCGGACGCUGGCGCGAGUAGCCCUUGGGAGGCCACUGCCUUGGGCCGAAGGCUUCCGACAGCAGCUCAGCUCAACUUUCCGUUCGGCCUCCGAAGGAGCCUGCGGCGGCUCCGCGCCCGGCUCGUGGAGAACGCCCGAAGGAGAGCCGAGGCGUCCAGAGAGCCGAGAGUUAACAGCGGCGGAGAGCCACAUCGCCGAGCUGCACCGGGCGGCCUGCGCGGUGAGGCCCGCUCCAGCCUACCCCGAGGCCUCUGCGCCUGCGUACGCCUGGCCUCCGACCCCGAGGCUGCCCCGGCCGGAGCACCUCCGGCGUGGGGCCCGUCGGCCCGGGCCCGGUGCGUCCGCUCAAAGGGACCUGCGAGAAACCCGGUCGCACUUCUGCGUUCCGGACAGAGAGGCUGGCCACCUAAGCUACAUGGACCCAGCUACCGGCUUUGUGGUUCUCACAAGGCUGGCCCACUUGCAGAGAGGUGCCUGCUGUGGAUCUGCCUGCAGACACUGUCCAUAUGGCCAAGUCAAUGUGAAGGAUCCAUCCAAGAAGAAGCAAUUCAACUCCUAUUUUUAUGUUUGACAACAACUUCAUCUCUAGUCUGUCAAAUUAAGUGUGCGUUUUUGAAAAUAAAGCCCUAAUCUAGAA